Messenger RNA from Metarhizium robertsii ARSEF 23, 1686 nucleotides. RefSeq names its product Heterokaryon incompatibility. The record is from RefSeq and is a predicted model, not a curated record. The transcript has 2 exons. NCBI's taxonomy places the organism in Eukaryota, Fungi, Ascomycota, Sordariomycetes, Hypocreales, Clavicipitaceae. The coding region runs from base 1 to 1686 and encodes 561 amino acids.
AUGGACAGAUACCAGUAUGAGCCGCUGCCGCCAGACGGCAAGCACAUCCGGCUGGCGGUGCUUCACCCGCGCGCGUCCCCCCGCCCAGAGGACAUCCGCAUCACCAUCCAGCACGCGCCGCUGGAGGCCCGGCCCUUUAUGGCCCUGUCGUACGUCUGGGGAGACGCAAGCGACAGGCUCGACGUCGCCGUCGCCCAGUCGACGACCGACGCGCCGGCCAAGCGCCUCUCGGUCACGGCCAACCUGGCAGAGGCCCUCGGCCACCUCCCCUACGCCCACAGCCACAACGCCCUCCCGGUCCCCAGCCACAUCGUCCUCUGGGUCGACGCCGUGUGCAUCAACCAGCAGGACCUGGAAGAGCGCGCGCGGCACGUCCCCCUCGUGGCCGAGAUAUACGCCUCGGCGGAGCGAGUCCUCGCGUGGACCGGCCCCUCCACCCCCGGCAGCAACGUGGCCGUGAACCUGCUGCACCGCAUCGCCGACUCACGGACCGGGUGCGCGGACCCCCGUGACCGGGUCUACGGCGUGCUGGGGAUCCUGCCGCCGGCCGCGCGGGGAGUCGCGGCGCGCAUCGCGCCCGACUACAGAAAGCCCGUGGUGGAAGUGUACAAGGAGCUGGUGCUCGCCGAGAUGGAGGUGACGCGCAGGGCCGACCUCGUGUCGGAGUGCCGGCGGCCCGACUCCACUUGUCCGGGUCGGCGGCCGUCGUGGGUGCCGGACUGGACCGUGAGGCGGGAGCGGGACCUGUGGCCGACGCCGCAGUGCGCCGAUGGGCAGUCGGCCGUGUCUGCGUGUGUGGUCGACGGGGGGCAAGGGCUGGCCAUCAAGGGCGUCUUGGCCGCGACCGUCGUCGACGUUGUCCCCAUGGCCGUUGCACGGAGCGCGGCGCCGCAGGAUCCGAUACUGCCGUCCGUCGUCGCUCUCAUACGCGAGGUCGCCGCCAAACUCCAUCUUUCCGAUGGGCCGGGUUACCGACCGUCGCGGGCGGACGGCAUGCUUGAGGCUCUGUGUUACGCACUGUCGGGUGGCUGCCUUGCCGAUGACAUGGCGGACGAAAUGAGGGAUGCGACCACGCCCAGCAUGGCCCAGUUUCAGCGGCUGAUUAGGUUUGCGCUCGACACUACGGUUGGCGAUGCUUCUCCUGCGACAGAGCCGAGCCGGGACGUCAUGACGGACGUCUUUCUCUGCGUCGGAAGCAUGGUGCGGGCGUGUGAGGAGACAGCGCUGCUCAUUACCGAGGAAGGCUUUGUCGGGGCCGGGCCGGCGCUUACACGGCCGGGGGACCAGGUCUCAGUCAUGCUGGGCUGCAUGAGACCACUGGUGCUACGGGCCCAGGAGGUAUGGAGCGGUGGUGGUGGUGGCGGCACUGAAAACAGCAGCACGUAUGCCGUUGUCGGGCCCUGCAACGCACAUGGCUUGAACUGGGGAGAGGCUCUGCUUGGUCCGUUGCCGGAGGACGUGCGCCUCACAUGGGGCCCGUCCGGGCCUGUUUUCAGGAAUAGAAACACGGGUGAAGAUGCGGCGGCAGAUCCCAGGAUCGACUGGGACCUGCUGGAAGUCGGCGCCAAGGAGGAUGCCUUUGUGCAGAGGGCCGCCACGACAGACGGAGUGACCAUGUACAAGAGGCCUGAUGCGGCGUAUUUUGCCAACAAGGGCGCCAGACUGAGAACCUUUCACUUGGUAUAA